Messenger RNA from Brettanomyces nanus, 3594 nucleotides. RefSeq lists its product as uncharacterized. The coding region runs from base 1 to 3594 and encodes 1197 amino acids. The record is from RefSeq and is a predicted model, not a curated record. The transcript has a single exon. Gene Ontology annotation, cellular component: nucleus. Lineage: Eukaryota; Fungi; Ascomycota; Pichiomycetes; Pichiales; Pichiaceae.
AUGGAAGUUCCAAAGCUAGAUUUAAGCUCUAUAAGGGAUAAGGUUUCCAGAGCCUUAAAGAAGGACCAGAAAAAGCCCAAGAAGGAAGGGAGAAAACCUAAGAAAGAGAGAUCUGAGGAGAGAAAAAAUAGAGGAAAGAAGUCUGAGAAGAAGCAAGUGCCUACAAAAGAGCAAAAAUCAGAGCAUAUACACAAACGUGAACAUGAAAAUGAGCACACGCAUGGACCUAAAUACGAUCAUCAACAUGUACAUGGACCGAAACAUGAAGCUGAACGUACGCAUGCGCCUAGACACGAUCAUGAAGCUGAACAUACGCAUGCGCCUAAACACGAUCAUGAAGUUAAACAAGCGCAUGUGCCUAAACACGAUCAUGAAGUUAAACAUGCGCAUGCGCCUAAACACGAUCAUAAACAUGAGAAGUCCAAUGAGCAGAAGGAUAAAAAAGUGGAGGCCAAACAAAGUACCUUCGAAUUAUCAAAAUCUGCUGAAGAACUUUUCAAGAAGGAAGCGUUGGAGAUGGGAGCCACUGAGGAAGAUUUAAAAUUGGUGGAAGGCGUGCCAGAUAUCGAAGAGGAUGGCGAAAGAGAAUUCAAAGGUGGAAAGGUUGAUUCAAAAUUGGAGGGAGAUCUCAAGAAGUUUAUGGACACUUUAGGAUUAGGAGAGACUCUUGAAGGAAGAGAUCUUGGAAAAGAAGAAGAAGAAGAGGAGGAAGAGGGGGAGGAACAAGAGGAGGAAGAAAAAGAGGAAGAAAAAGAGGAAGAAAAAGAGGAAGAGGAAGAGGUUAAGGGAGAAGAGGUUAAAGAAGAAGAAGAAGUUGAUGAGGAAGUUGAUGAGGAAGUUGAAGAAAUGGAGGAAACUAAAGAUGACGAACAAACCCUCAAUCCUAAAGCCAGAUUCCAACCUGCCAUUGAUGAUCCUGACCAGAAGCCAGAAAAGGACCAUCAAUUUUCCGAGUCCGAAUUUCAAACUGUGAAUCCAUCAAAGCUUUCUGUACCUGCCGUUAAUGACUGGUUCAACAUUCCGCUGGAACUCAAAUCAACUACUGCAGAUGAAUCUCUUAGUCAGUAUGAGAUUGAUGAUUUGUACGCACGUGCAGAAAAGAUUGUGAAUAAAGAAAAUGAUGCAUACUAUGAAGAGCUCAACAAAUCAUCUUCUCAACGUCGUUUCUUGUCUCAAAUACUUUCAAGUGGUACAUUGGGUGAUAAGAUCUCAGCACUAACUCUUUUGGUGCAGGAAGCGCCACUUCAUAAUAUCAAAGCCUUGGACAACUUGCUUGGUAUGUGUAAUAAGAAGAGCAGAACCGCCGCAAUGCAAUGUGUUGACGCUGUGGCGGAUCUUUUCGUUAAUGGUAUUAUUCCAAGCGACAGAAAAUUGAAGUAUUUCAAGAACCAGCCUUUGGCUAGAGAUCUUACGAAGUCUCAGCUUGCCAUUUUCUACUUUGAGGAUUAUUUGAAAAAAUGGUAUUUUGGCUUUGUUUCCUUAUUAGAGAAGCUUACACACGAUUCCAUUGAAUAUGUGAGAACAAGAGUUGUUGCACACAUAUUCGAUCUUUUGUCCGCAAAACCAGAACAGGAAGCGAACCUUUUAAGACUCGGUGUUAACAAGAUCGGUGAUACAGAUAGCCGAGUCUCAUCAAAAACAUCCUACUGCAUUCUUAUGUUGGAACAGAAGCAUCCAGCUAUGAAGAAGGUUAUUGUGGAUGCUGUCAUUGAUGUGAUGUUCAGGGAAAAAAAUGAGCAGCAUGCUAUUUAUUACAGUAUUGUGACUCUGAAUCAAACAAUUCUCACAUCAAAGGAGGAGAAGCUUGCUAACAAAUUAGUAAAUGCCUAUUUUGCGAUGUUUGAGAAACUUCUUGUUCAGACCGAUGCCGAGAACAUUGGCAAACUACAAGAAAGUGAGCACAACAAAGAAGGUAGACACAAGCGGAACUUCAAGCGUGGUAAAAAAGGUGGAAAGUCUGUCAAGAAAGAGGAGAAAACUCAACAGGAAGUGAAAGAGGAACAUAAUUCUAAGACAUUCUCAGCAAUUUUGACCGGUUUGAAUAGAGCAUUUCCUUUCUCGGAUCUUGAUGAUGAGAUGUUCGAGUCCCAUUUGAACACCCUAUACAGAAUCACUCAUGGUUCCAACUUUAAUACAAGUGUGCAAGCUCUUCUACUUCUUCAGAAGGUUGUGAGUAAGCAGCAAGAGGAAGCAAAGAUUGACAGAUACUAUAGGACACUUUACGAGUCUCUUCUGGAUGACCGAUUACUUACAUCUUCUAAGCAGGCCAUUUACUUGAACUUGCUAUUCAAGUCAUUGAAACAGGAUCCUAACAGAAACAGAGUGCUAGCUUUUGUGAAGAGGAUAUGUCAAAUCUGCUUGAGUUGGAUGAAUAUAGGUACCAUUUCGGGUAUGCUUUUCUUAGUUGUCGAGCUCUCCAAAAGCAUUCCUGAGAUCAAAAACUUGAUGUUCAAUUCUCCGAUGGACGAUGCUCUCAAUGCAGAGGUUGCAGAGGAAGAAAAAGAGAUACUUGACAAUGAUGGUAAAUCACAAGACGAUGUAUCCAAAAAAGAUCAAGUCACCACUGAAAGAAUUGUCUACGAUUCUCGUAAGAGAGAUCCAAAAUUUGCCCAUGCCGAAAAAUCAUCAUUUUGGGAACUCGAGUACUUUGUGAACCACUACCAUCCAACGGUGGACUUGUAUGCGAGCGCUUUGUUGGAAGACAAAAAGGUGAGCAAGCCAGAUUUGGGAUUGUUCACCUUAGGCCAUUUUCUCGACAGAUUUGUCUACAAGAAGCCUAAAAAGAAUCUACCAACAAGAGGCCAUUCUAUUAUGCAACCAUUGGGAGGUCCUCAGACUGGUGAUUUACUUGUGAGAGCUAGCAAUUUGGAAGAGUUACAGAGUAUCCCUGUUAAUACAGAAGAAUGGAACGCUAAAAAAGCGGAAAAUAUCAGACCCGAGGACAGGUUCUUUUUCCAGUACUUCUCUUCCCGACAGGAUAAUUUACAGAGAUCGGAGUAUGAUAAGGGUAUUGACAAAAAGGGUAAGGAAAGUUUUGCCGAUGAUGGUGACUUGGAUGAGGAUGAGAUUUGGCAAGCUUUAGUGGCUUCUAAUCCAGAGGCGGAAGGUGAAGAUUUAAUGGAUGAUGAAGUCAGUGAUUUCAAUAUGUCUGACUUCGACGAUGACGAGGAAGUGAACGAAGCUGAAGAAACUGAAGAAGUUAAUCUAGAAGGCAUUGCUGAUGUUGAUAUUGAUAGCGAUGACGACGAAGAAGAAAUUGUUGAAACAGAAAGAUCUGAGUUAGAAUUGGAACCCGAACUUGAACCCGAACUUGAAUCUGGAUCUGAAUCUGAACCCGACUCUUAUGCAAAGUCCAAAUCAUUGGAAGAUGAAUCCUCUGAUGAGGAUAUCAACGAACUUCUCGAGGCUGAGAAGGAAGACGUAGUAGAUGACGAAAUUGACGAUGAAGAAGACGAAGAUGCUGAUUCUGGUUCAAAGAGAUCUCGUGAAGGUAAUGGCAAGAGAAAGAGAGUGAAACUUUCCUCUCUUCCUUUGUAUGCUUCUGUUGAAGAGUAUGCCGAGCUAUUGAGCGAUGAAAGCCAUUCGGAAGAGUGA